AUGAUGAUGAAGCUGAUGAGGGCUCAGAGAAAAGCUUUUUUAGAGUCGAUUCUGGUGAGCCCUUUUCUCUCCUUCAAUUGUAACCCACAUGUUUUCUCUUUAGAGUAUCACAUUGCUCCAGAGAGAGUACAUCUGUAUGCAAGUUUGAAAUUCGGGUUCCUCAAUCACAUUCAUGCUUCGGAUGAUUCCAUUAAUUUGUACCAACAUAUGGUCCGGAUGAGUCCACCGCCCAACGAGGUUGCAUUCGCUCCAUUUCUUAUCCGCGUGGUUAAUUGUUGCUAUUCCCUUGCAAUUUCGCUCUACCACGAAAUGAGUGCUUCAGGAUUUUCAGUAAACGGUCAUAUGCUCUACACUCUGAUUAAUUGUUACUGUUUGGUGAAUAAGGUUGAUUUUGGGUUCUCUAUAUUGGGCAGGUUUUUUAAGCAUGGUUUUGUGCCUAAUGUGUGUACAUUUAGUACUCUACUCAAAGGCCUCUUUAAUGAACAAAAGAUUUCCCAAGCUCAAGAAUUGUUUAGGAAGAUCAUUCGUGGAAACUUAUGUGUUCCCAAUGUUACUAUGUGCGGGGGCAUGAUAGACGGGCUCUUUAAGGUUGGGAAUACUACUGUGGCCCUUGAAUUUCUUAGAGAUAUGGAAAGAACAAGAGUUGAGCAGAAUGUCAUAGUUUACUGUGCUCUCAUUGAUGGUCUGUGCAAGGAUAAUCGGAUGGAUGAAGCAGUUUCUCUUUUACGUGAGAUGAUUGGGAAGGGCAUUGCCCCAAAUGUUGUUACUUGUAAUUGUUUGAUAAAGGGUUUGAGUAAUAUAGGUAAGUUGGAUGAGGCUAUAAAUCUCGUCAAGGAUAUGGUGGACUUGGGAAUUUCUCCUAAUAUAUUUACUUUUAAUGUACUGAUUGAUGCAUUGUGUAGGAAGGUAAUGGAAGAUGCCAACGGUGUACUCAUUACAAUGGCUCAACAUGGCCAGAACCCUGAUGUGUGCACUUACAAUGCGUUGAUGGAUGGAUGUUGUUUGAAAGGGAAAACAAAAAAGGCAAGGGAAUUUUUUGAUACCAUGGUUGGCAGUGGCCUUGUUCCAGAUUUGUGCAGUUAUGGUAUCUUGAUUAAAGUUUAUUUCAAGAGAUCUGAAGUUGAUCAAGCAAUGCAUCUCUUUCGGGAAGUUCCCCGUAGAGGAUUAAUCCCAUAUGUUGGCUUAUACAAUACCAUUUUGCAGGGAUUGUUUAGGACGGGAAGGCUUGAUAAUGCAAGAUGUCUUUUUCAUAGUCUCUCCUCAAAAGGACUGAGUCCUAAUGUCAAAACAAAUACCACAAUGAUUAAUAGCCUUUGUGGUGGAGGUUUGGUAAAGGAGGCUAAAGAUGUUUUUAGGCAAAUGGAAGAUAAUGGUGUCUUGGCAAAUGAAAUCACAUACAAUACAAUUAUUUGGGGACUUCUUAACGUAGGAGAAUAUGAGGAUGCAGUGAUGUAUGUCAAAGACACGGUUCAAAGAGACUUUCAAGUAGAUUCAUCAACUUUUGCACUUUUACUUGACUUGUCCUCUUCCAAGGAAAACUGUGCUGUGCUCACAAAGAUAAUUGAGGAUCUUGUCCCCCACAGCAAGAAGUCUCAGUCUUAA
Molecule: messenger RNA, 1602 nt
Organism: Oldenlandia corymbosa var. corymbosa
Lineage: Eukaryota; Viridiplantae; Streptophyta; Magnoliopsida; Gentianales; Rubiaceae
Source: the annotation of a GenBank genome assembly